GGCGGGCGCUGCGCGCUCCGGGGCGGCUCCCGCCGAGGUGGCCGCCCCGGGGCGCCCGGCAGCCCGCGGCCGCCCUCACUUCCCCGCAGGCGGCGAGCGGGCGAGCUCCCGCCGCGCAGGGCUCCGCGUAGUCCCGCACCUCCCGCCCGCCCGCAGCCCCCCGCAGCCGGCGGCCCCGGCUCCCCGCCCGCCGCCGCCAAGAUGGAGCAAACAUGUGAUGAUAUAGAUGAAAUGUUCAGCAAUUUACUUGGGGAAAUGGACAUGCUGACCCAGAGUUUAGGAGUGGAGACUUUACCAUCUCCAUCCCCCAAAGUGGCCGACAAGGAGUUUAGCUUUACAGUUGGUUUUAAAGAUUUAAAUGAAUCCCUAAGUACCCUAGAGGAUAAAGACCUAGAUGCUUUAAUGGCUGAUCUUGUAGCAGACAUAAAUGAAGUUGAACAGAGAACUUUACAAGCCCAGAAAACUACUACUGGCAAUCAGCAAAGUACAGUCACUCAGCCUUCAACAGGCUUGGAUACUGAUACUCCUUCUAUAUCAAGCACCUAUGUUACCAUUACGGGACGGUUUGGGAAUGACUUGCCACCUCCACCUCCAGACCCUAAUUUAGACCUUCCACCACCACCACUACCUCCUCCUCCUGAGCCACUCACUCAGGAAGAACAGGAGGCACAGGCUAAAGCUGACAAGAUUAAACUUGCAUUGGAAAAACUGAAAGAAGCCAAAGUUAAAAAGCUGGUUGUCAAGGUGCACAUGUACGAUAACAGCACAAAGUCACUGAUGGUGGAUGAGCGUCAGGUGACACGGGAUGUUUUAGACAAUCUCUUUGAGAAAACCCAUUGCGACUGCAACGUGGACUGGUGUCUGUACGAAAUGUACCCAGAGCUGCAAAUUGAAAGGUUUUUUGAAGACCAUGAAAAUGUUGUUGAAGUGCUGUCAGGCUGGACUCGAGAUACCGAGAAUAAGAUUCUAUUUUUGGAAAAAAGUGGAAAAUAUGCUUUAUUUAAAAAUCCCCAGAAUUUCUACCUGACAAACAAAGGGAAGAACGAAAGCAAAGAAAUGAAUGAGAAAAACAAAGAGGCUUUGCUGGAGGAAAGCUUCUGCGGGACAUCUGUCAUUGUGCCAGAGCUUGAAGGGGCCCUUUAUUUAAAAGAAGAUGGAAAAAAAUCCUGGAAGAGGCGUUAUUUUCUUCUACGGGCUUCUGGAAUUUAUUAUGUACCCAAAGGAAAAACCAAGACGUCCCGGGAUCUGGCAUGCUUCAUUCAGUUUGAGAAUAUGAAUGUUUAUUACGGUACUCAGCACAAAGUGAAGUACAAGGCACCUACAGAUCACUGCUUUGUCUUAAAGCACCCUCAGAUUCAGAAGGAGUCACAAUAUAUCAAAUACUUAUGCUGUGAUGAUCAAGCAACUCUGCAUCAGUGGGUAACGGGUAUAAGAAUUGCCAAGUAUGGCAAGACACUAUACGAUAAUUACAAAUGUGCAGUGAAGAGAGCUGGCCUGGCCUCUCGGUGGGCAAAUCAAGGGACAGUGGAACCAGCUGUCUCUGCAGGAUCCUUAUCAACAGAUGCUGUUCAGGCAAAUGGACAGAUUCCCCAAAUUGUUCCUCCUCCCAGUGCAGAGUUGUCAGAGGCUCAGAAGAAAGUGGAUUCUUCAGAGGUACAGGCCAAGUCAAAUGGUGUCAGUGCAUCUGGCCUGGCACAGCCAGUGAUGAGGCCACAGAAAUACCAGAAUAGGAAAGGCUCGCUGCAGCCUCCUCCUCCACCUGAAAGGCGGUCAUCUGCUAUUGCUGCUUCACCAGUUCUACCCUCCAAAGUCAAACGAGACAGCGGCAUCUUCCUAACAGAUCCAGACAGCUUUCCAGCACCACCACCUCCAUUGAAGAUUGAUUUACCACCACCACCCCCCGAGUUCUGUGAACCUCCUCCUGAUUUUGUGCCUCCACCACCACCAUCCUCCAGCAGCAGUAACGGAGACUUGCCUUUACCCCCUCCACCUCCACCUCCACCUGUCUCCAGUAAGGUACCACCUCUGACAAAGAAACCUGUGCCACUUCCUCCAAAAAGGCAAGAAAACACAGGAGAAGAUGGAGAGCCAAGGCUAACUGGGCCACCUCCGUUUGGGGGUGGAGGCAGGCAGGCAGAUUUCAUGUCUGAUCUAAUGAAAGCUCUUGAGAAGAAAAGGGGCAGCAGCUCCUGAACUCUGUGGGCAGAUGGACUUUAAGGCAUAACUGUUGGUGUGUGGUGUCAUGGAAGGUGGUGCAGGAUGAGGCCCCACCAGGAGCAGUUCUCCCCCGGAGCCUCCUGUGCUCAGCCCCUACCUUGUCCCUACAACCUGCUCCUUCCCUCCCCCUUACUACUACUCCAGCACCAGGCCAAGGUAAGAAACUGGGGGUACGGUCUUGCUUCACUCCAUUAGGAUAGCUAGGGUUGGUGGCAGCAAGUGAAAUGCACCUUCUGUGGCUGCCUUGUAAGAGAAUUAGAGCUGAAGGAAACAGUACUGUUUCUCAUGGGAAUUCUGAGAAGUGGAAAAAUCUCUUCUCACAGAAUUUCCCUCAAAGAGUCUUUAUUUUUAUCAGAAAACCCCAAGUUAUUUUAUUUUUUGACCAACAGACACUUUUGUUUUUCCAAAAAGAGGCCUAUCUUAAAAAGAAAAAUCUUGGCUAGAUUACCCUGAGAUGAAAAGCAGGUCAAGGGCCAUUCCCAAAGAAUAUCACCCCAAAUGUUAUACACCACUGUUUCCAUAUACAGCUCCAAUCAUACUGUCAGCACUCAAAAGUGCUCCCUUUAUAUGGUUAAUUUCAGAUCAAGACAAAUUUUUAAUCUCAAAGUGCUGUAUGUUUCCCCUGGUAAGCACGGCUUUUUUUUUUUGUUGGUUAACAUGUGUCUUCCAACUGUAUGUAGAAAUAGUCUGUUUCCAUAAAGACUUCAUAAUUAUCUUGUACCUGAUAAGAAUGUCUCCUCCUACAUAUUUUUUUUCAUUUGUUCUCCAUUUUAAUUCUUCAUUGUCAUUUAGGCAGCAUUCAUUAUUAGUUCUCAAAUAAAAAUAGCUUCUAUUUUA
Dromaius novaehollandiae (emu) is the source of this 3054-nucleotide messenger RNA. It is a transcript of the gene APBB1IP, whose product is annotated as amyloid beta precursor protein binding family B member 1 interacting protein. Gene Ontology annotation, biological process: signal transduction. NCBI's taxonomy places the organism in Eukaryota, Metazoa, Chordata, Aves, Casuariiformes, Dromaiidae. The transcript is spliced from 14 exons. The record is from RefSeq and is a predicted model, not a curated record. The coding region runs from base 202 to 2193 and encodes 663 amino acids. Gene Ontology annotation, cellular component: cytosol; plasma membrane.